Molecule: messenger RNA, 487 nt
Organism: Trypanosoma rangeli
Lineage: Eukaryota; Euglenozoa; Kinetoplastea; Trypanosomatida; Trypanosomatidae
Product: putative kinesin-like protein
Exons: 1
Biological process (GO): microtubule-based movement
Molecular function (GO): ATP binding; microtubule binding; microtubule motor activity
Source: RefSeq, a predicted model, not a curated record
AUGCCAAGGAUAGAGGCAAUGCGUAGCGCCUUCAAGGUGGUGGUGCGCUGCCGUCCACAGCUACCGGAGGAAAAGAAUGACAAAUGUUGCCGUGUUUCGUUUGGAGCAAAAGACGAGGGUCGGGUGUUUGUGAGCGGCAAAGGCCAGGAGGACACGCGCUGUUUUACCUUUGACCGGGUCCUUCCGCCGGAGUCCACGCAAGAGAAUGUCAUGCAGGAGGUGGUUCCGAUGAUUGACCACGUUCUUAAUGGCUUUCACGCCACUGUGUUCGCCUACGGGCAGACAGGGAGCGGGAAAACGUACACUGUGGAGGGCAUUGAUUACCUGCGGCACGGCAGCGGGAAUCCUAGGCCCAAAUUUAACACGCCUCCCCGACAGCACGGCAUUAUUCCUCGUCUCAUCCAGCUUGUGUUUGACCGCGCACGACAGAUGCAGUUGCAGGACGAGCAUCUGCGGUUUAAUUUUAGUUGUAGCUUCUACCAGAUCU